AUGGGAAGUCCCCGAGCUUCCAGCCUGGUCCUUGUGGCCGAAAAAUGGCAUGUUUUGCUUUUGCUUUUGGUUCUUGUUCGUGACGCCAAAAAUGUUCUGUGUGGGGAACAUGUGAGGGGAGAGAAAAGAUACGGACACAAUACGUUUAAGGCUGAGCUUCAGCCCCUUCUUUUUGUGGUAUUCUUAGUCAUCUACCUUAUCACAGUAAUUACAAUCAUGAGCUUCUUAAUCAGAAGUGAUUCAACACUACACACUCCAGUGUACUUGUUCCUCAAUUAUCUCUCCUUUGUAGAUCUCUAUUAUGCCACCGAUAUCACUCCUCAGAUGCAGAUGCUGGUUAAUUUUUUUUCCAAGAGAAAAACCAUUUCCUUUAUUGGUUGCUUUGUCCAAUUUCACCUUUUCAUUGCACUGGUGAUCACAGAUUAUCAUAUGCUCACAGUGAUGGUGUAUGACCACUACAUGGCCAUCUGCAACCCUUCGUUAUAUGGAAGCAAAAUGUCCAGGUGUGUCUGCCUCUGUCUCACUGCUGCUCCCUAUAUUUAUGGCUCUGCAAAUGGUCUGGUACAGGUCAUCCUGAUGCUUUGUCUGUUCUUCUAUGAACCCAAUGAGAUCAACCAUUUUUAUUAUGCAGAACCACCCCUCUUAGUCAUCGCUUGCUUGGAUACUUAUGUCAAAGAAACUGCCAUGUUCGUGGUGGCUGGUUCCAACCUCAUCUGCCCUCUCACUAUCAUCUUUAUUUCCUACACUUUCAUCUUCACAGACAUUCUGCGUAUCUGUACUGCUGAGGGAAGGCACAACGCCUUCUCCACCUGCGGGUCCCAUGUGACUGCCGUCACUGUCUUUUAUGGAACGCUGUUUUGCAUGUGCCUGAGGCCCCCUUCUGAGGCAUCUGUAGAACAGGCGAAAAUUGUAGCUGUUUUUUAUAUCUUUGUGAGUCCUACGUUAAACCCAUUGAUCUACCGUCUGAGGAAUAAAGAUGUUAAAAGAACAAUAAAGGAAGUUAUCCAAAAGAAACUGUUUGCUAAGUAA
Molecule: messenger RNA, 1029 nt
Organism: Pongo pygmaeus (Bornean orangutan)
Lineage: Eukaryota; Metazoa; Chordata; Mammalia; Primates; Hominidae
Product: olfactory receptor 5M11-like
Exons: 4
Coding region: 1-1029 (342 amino acids)
Biological process (GO): G protein-coupled receptor signaling pathway
Cellular component (GO): membrane
Molecular function (GO): G protein-coupled receptor activity; olfactory receptor activity
Source: RefSeq, a predicted model, not a curated record